GCAAAAGAAAGUUACAGCAGCCCCAUUUGACAGAGGAAGCAAGCUUUGCCAAAAUUUCAGGACAGAUCUUGGUACAACAUGAACGGUUAUGUGUGCAAUUUUCUUCCCAGCUCUCUCUUAAAGGAGAAAGAUGGCUCAUGUCACGCUUUGUACAUGCUUGGAGCAAGGAAGCCCAGGGUGCAUUGUAAUGCCGUAAUGACUGUUAUUUAUCACAGAUCUGCCAUGUGUUUCUUCCCUCUGACUAAUGAAUGACCUUUCCGUUCCUCCAACAAGACCUGCAUAGGUCUUGUUUGAGGCAGAUAUAGAGUGAUGGCUAUUUGUCAUGCUUCACUUAUAUUAAUCACUGACUCAAACAGCCCCACUGGGGGAAAUAUCUUGACCUUGCGUUAUGAUCCUCACUAUAGUUUGCGCACACAUAGAAUCAAUGCUUUUAUGGGUUACCAUUGGAGAAAUCCUGCCUUUGGCUCCCCACUGCCAUAAUUUGAAGUUAAUUUUGCAGAAUCAGAGCAAAUUUAUCAAACAGGGACUUGGAAAUGCCUGGCUCGAUUGGUUGAAUCUUUGAAUGAUUCUUUGAGAAGCCAUUUAAAUAGAGAAAUAUGACAGAAUGCACAAAUGAAAUAACAGUACUCUUUAAAACAGAGGUUAUCAGCUGGUUUUCAGACACGGAAAUGGUUAACAAGGGUUUACUGAAAGCUGAGAUUGAAAAAAAGGAGCUUAAAGCUGCCAAUGAGGAAGUGAUUGACUAAACGCGCCGGUUAAGUGAAUAUGAACAAAACUGAACUCCACAUUAAAUUCCAUGUAGAAGACACGGCUUGUAAGCCCUAUGCAGUUAAUGAUUUCUUAUUCAGAGGUGGUUGCAGGUGUGAUCCUCCAAACCACCUGACAGAUUAGCAGUGUGUCUCUCACCAGCUCCUUUGAAAUGAAAUUAGAAAAAAUCCUUAAGUUCUCCUUCAUGUGUGCUUGCUAGCAACUUGCUCUUUUGUCUUUUUUGAGAAAAGAAACACAGCCUUAAUCAGCCAGGGCUCCACAACACUGCCGAUCAUUCCUGAAGGAAUUGCUGACCUCUCUCCAUCUCUCCUUUUCUCCUGCACCUGCUGUAAAAUAAGUGGAGAAUGCAAAGUGUGGUCUUCAUGCACCACGGGAUGUGGGCAUAUGGUCCUGAGCACUGGGUUACUUCCAAUGCGGAUUGUGGGAGAACUCACCAGUCUCCAAUCGAUAUCAUCGAUCACCAGGCACACGUUGGGGCAGAAUAUCAGGAAAUACGCCUGGUUGGCUUCGAUAAUGAAUCUUCUAACAAGACGUGGAUGAAAAAUACUGGGAAAACUGUUGCCAUCCUUCUAAAGGAUGAUUAUUUCAUCAGUGGUGCUGGAUUGCCAGGAAGAUUCAAAGCAGAAAAAGUUGAAUUUCACUGGGGCCAGAGUAAUGGAUCUGCUGGCUCAGAGCAUAGCAUCAAUGGGAGAAGAUUCCCAGUUGAGAUGCAGAUUUAUUUCUACAAUCCCGAUGACUUUGACAGCUUCGGGACAGCCAUCCAAGAAAAAAGGAUCAUAGGAACCAUGGCUGUGUUUUUUCAGGUCAGUCAGAGGGACAAUCCAGCACUUGAACCUAUUAUCCAUGGGCUGAAGGGGGUCGUACAUCAUGAGAAAGAGACCUUCUUGGACCCUUUUGUGUUAAGGGAUCUCCUGCCAGCUUCUUUGGGAAGUUACUAUCGGUAUACAGGGUCACUGACUACACCUCCGUGUAGCGAAAUUGUGGAAUGGAUUGUUUUCCGAAUGCCUGUCCCCAUCUCUUAUCGGCAGUUGGAAGCCUUCUAUUCCAUAUUUACCACGGAACAGCAAGAUCAUGUCAAAUCUGUGGAAUACCUACGGAAUAACUUCCGGCCUCAGCAACGCCUGAACAACAGGAUUGUUUCCAAGUCAGCUGUGAAGGAUGCUUGGAACCAACUUUCAACCAGCAUGUUCGAAAAUCCACUGGGCACCGAAGCCUCCAAAGUUUGCAGCACCCCUCCUGUCAAUAUGAAAGUGAAACUCGUUAACCGAACAGCCUUGCUGGUGACCUGGAAUCAACCAGAGAUUAUCUAUCACCCACCCAUUAUGAACUAUAUGAUUUCCUAUAGUUGGAGUAAAAACGAAGAUGAAAAGGAGAAGACGUUCACUAAGGACAGUGACAAGGACCUGAAAGCCAUCAUUAGCCAUGUCUCACCUGACAUCCUUUAUCUGUUCAGAGUUCAAGCAGUUUGCCGAAAUGACAUGCGCAGUGAUUUUAGCCAGACAAUGCUCUUUCAAGAUAACACAACUCGAAUAUUUGAGGGGACCAGAAUAGUAAAAACAGGAGUGAAUAAUGGGCAGAAUGGAGUGGUUGGAAAGAAAAAGAGAACAAAAGGAAAAAAGAGCCGAGGUAGCAUGUCAGGUACCUCUACUGAUGCUCUUUCUGCUGUGUUUUCUUCUCUUGUUCCCCCUCGUGAUUUCUUCAAGCCGACAGCUUCUCCAGCACCUUCAGCCGACAUGGCUCCCAUCAGUUCUGGUUCUUCUACUUGGACUUCCUCAGGCCUCCCCUUUUCUUUUGUCUCCAUGGCAACGGGGAUGGGGCCUUCCUCUAGUGGGAGUCAGGCUACAGUGGCUUCCGUGGUCACUAGCACCUUACUGGCCGGUCUAGGAUUUAGUAGCAGUGGUAUUUCUUCUUUCCCUAGUACGGUCUGGCCAACCCGGCUCCCGACCUCUGCCUCAACUAAUAAACAGUCGGCCAGGCCAGUGGUGGCUACCACCGAGGCAUUGUCUUCUCCAGCACCAGACAGUGAUUCUGCUCUCACAAAAGACAAUGAAGGAGCUGAGGAUGGAGAGAAAGAUGAAAAAAGUGAAAGCGAGGAUGGCGAAAGAGAGCAUGAGGAAGAGAGAGAAAAGGAUUCUGAGAAAAAAGAAAAAAGUGGUGUGACCGAAGCUGCUGAAACACAAGAUAAUAGUGAAGCUACAAACACCACUCUUUCUCCCAACAGAACUAUGGAGGAGGGAGGAAAUGAAACUAUAUCUGAUCAUGAGCAAAGCCAAAAUAUUGUACCAACAGGUAGGACUCCUGAAAGAGGAGAAGGAGUUACAGGAAUAGACACUGAAUUCAAUAAAGUCAGUUCCACCCAAGUGCCGACACUAUUCAUAAAUGAACAAUAUACUGGUGAGAUUCCAAGAAGACCAGAAACAGCAUCAACAUCUUUACCAAAAGAUAAUAGAUUUAUUACCAUUCAUCCAGCAGACAAGAAUAUUUCCAGCAUGACCAACAGACCCACUCGUGGCAAAAUGGAAUGGAUCAUUCCUCUCAUUGUGGUCUCAGCCUUGACAUUUGUGUGCCUAAUCCUUCUUAUUGCUGUGCUAGUUUACUGGAGAAAAUGUUUCCAGACAGCUCAUUUCUACGUAGAAGACAGCAGUUCUCCUCGGGUGGUACCAAACGAAACCGUCCCCAUUAUUCCCAUCCCAGAUGACAUGGAAGCAAUUCCUGUCAAACAGUUUGUGAAGCAUAUCGGUGAAUUGUAUGCCAACAACCAGCAUGGGUUUUCAGAAGAUUUUGAGGAAGUGCAGCGUUGUACAUCUGACAUGAACAUCACCGCUGAACAUUCCAAUCACCCCGACAACAAGCACAAAAACAGAUACAUCAACAUUUUAGCAUAUGAUCACAGUCGAGUGAAAUUAAGACCUUUACCAGGAAAGGAUUCAAAGCACAGCGAUUAUAUUAAUGCCAAUUAUGUUGAUGGUUACAACAAAGCGAAAGCUUACAUUGCCACCCAGGGCCCUUUAAAGUCAACAUUUGAAGAUUUUUGGAGAAUGAUUUGGGAGCAAAACACUGGAAUUAUCAUCAUGAUUACAAAUCUUGUGGAAAAAGGAAGAAGGAAAUGUGACCAGUAUUGGCCAACUGAAAACAGUGAGGAAUAUGGCCAUAUUAUUGUCACACUGAAGAGCACAAAAGUACAUGCUUGCUACACUGUCCGCCGCUUCACAGUGAGGAAUGCAAAAAUGAAAAAAGGAAAUCCCAAAGGACGUCAAAAUGAAAGGACACUCAUUCAGUACCAUUACACACAGUGGCCUGACAUGGGAGUACCUGAAUAUGCGCUUCCUGUGCUGACAUUUGUAAGAAGAUCCUCUGCAGCCAGAACUGCUGAGAUGGGUCCAGUAAUUGUACAUUGCAGUGCUGGUGUUGGCAGGACUGGUACCUACAUUGUAAUAGACAGCAUGCUGCAACAAAUAAAAGACAAAAGCACAGUUAAUGUCCUGGGUUUCCUGAAACACAUCAGGACACAGCGCAACUACCUCGUCCAGACGGAGGAGCAGUAUGUUUUCAUUCAUGAUGCCUUGUUGGAAGCCAUUCUCGGGAAAGAGACUGAAGUUUCUGCCAAUCAGCUACAUAGCUAUGUCAACAGCAUUCUCAUACCUGGCAUUGGGGGCAAGACUCGACUGGAGAAACAGUUCAAGCUGAUUAUGCAAUGCAAUGCAAAAUAUAUAGAAUGCUUUAGUGCCCAAAAAGAUUGCAACAAAGAGAAGAACAGAAACUCAUCAGUAGUGCCAUCUGAGCGAGCAAGGGUAGGACUAGCACCAUUACCUGGCAUGAAGGGAACUGAUUACAUUAAUGCCUCGUACAUUAUGGGCUACUAUCGGAGCAAUGAGUUUAUCAUAACACAGCAUCCCCUGCCACAUACAACUAAAGACUUCUGGAGAAUGAUCUGGGAUCACAAUGCACAGAUCAUUGUCAUGCUUCCAGAUAACCAGAGUUUAGCAGAAGAUGAGUUUGUAUACUGGCCAAGUCGGGAAGAAUCCAUGAACUGCGAGGCAUUUACCGUCACCCUUAUCAGCAAGGACCAGCUGUGCCUCUCUAAUGAAGAACAGAUCAUCAUCCAUGACUUUAUCCUUGAGGCUACUCAGGAUGAUUAUGUUUUGGAAGUUCGCCACUUUCAGUGCCCCAAAUGGCCAAAUCCGGAUGCCCCAAUCAGCAGUACCUUUGAACUUAUCAAUAUAAUCAAGGAAGAGGCCUUAACAAGAGAUGGCCCAACCAUCAUUCAUGAUGAGUAUGGAGCAGUGGCAGCUGGAACAUUAUGUGCUCUGACUACCCUGUCUCAGCAACUGGAAAAUGAAAAUGCUGUUGAUGUUUUCCAGGUGGCAAAAAUGAUCAAUCUGAUGAGGCCUGGAGUAUUUACAGACAUUGAGCAGUACCAAUUCCUUUACAAAGCAAUGCUAAGCCUGAUCAGCACUAAAGAAAAUGGAAAUGGCGCCAUGGCAAUGGACAAAAAUGGUGUUGUUAUGGCCAGUGAAGAAUCAGAUCCUGCAGAAAGUAUGGAAUCUCUUGUCUAAAAGGAAUACUUAAAGGCACUUAAUUUGUGGAAUUUCUGAAGACUGAACUUUUUGAGGCCUUUUUUGCCAGACUCUAGGUUAUACAAUAACCCAAUUACUUUUUUACACUGAUAAAAAGUUUUGAUAUUUAUUUUUGCCAUUUUACGUCUUAAUGGUAUCCUACUGAGCAUUUGCACCUCUGUUUAUUUCACACAGUGAAACACAAUUUUAUCUAGUUUGCACUAUAUGAUCAGUGUUAACUGCCUAUAGAGAUAUAAUACAAAAGAAAACAAAUCUUGAUGACAUUCCAUGACGACACACUACUUAUUAGUUGAAAUAUCAUGAUGUUUAAUUAAUUCUCAUAAGCCUUGGCUUUACAAUCUUGGAUGCGAGGCCAGAGAAAUAGUUUUGAUUUACAUAAAAAAAAUGCUGUAUCCUUGACCUAUUCCAAUAUUCAUUGUUUAAUUUGCGUACUGUUAUAAUUCUUUUGUUUUCCAGUAACAUGGAUGAGUAGUGUUCUUCAUUUUCUCUCGCAAACUAGUGAUCGCUAGAUAAAUUUUGGAAAGCUGUUGAAAUUCAGUUGAACAGCUGCUCUGCAUUGUCUGGAAUUCCUCUUUUGACUUUACAAAGUUCAAUGGAGUGUUUUCUAUGAAACACAUAAAAUUAUAUUUCCAAAAUGCAAAGCAACUCAGACUUGUGAUUCAAUUUCAGAUCUCGAAUUUAUACUUCCAUUAAUUUCCAAGCAUUUUUAAUCGCAUUCUCAUUUCAAGAAAAUAUUUUGAUCAUAUUUCCACUACGGAUAAUUUAAUUACAGUGCAACAAUGUUCAAUCAGGUCAUUUUAUUCCAAAAGUAUUUAGCAAUAUUUCCAAUUCAUACACUAUUCACAUUUACAUGUAUAGUUCCUUAAGUUUCUGGAACAGAACCUCUGUCUUUACAGUAUGUUAUAUGAUGGAGAAAAGAAUUUCUUAAUUUGAUAGCUGUUAGAUGCCGUUUUUACAGGUGUGUAAUUUUCAUACUCUAGUGCUAAAACGUACUGAUCCAUAUUACUGGUGAAGCGAUCUAAUAAAAAAACUACCUAUAAGAUUACAUUCUUCCUCUUUUUUUAACACAGUUCAUUAGUAUGUACUUCCCAAUUUCAUAAUUUCAUUUUUCGAUACUAUACAUAUUAUUCUACAAAAUAAUCCUAUGUCUACUCAAAAGUAAAUUACACUGAAUCAAUGUAUAUAGGAUUACAACCUUAAUGUUUCGCUCCCUUAAAAGAACCUCUACUCAUUAUCUUUAAUAUUUAAUUUUUUAUUCCAAAUUACUUUAAAAAGUUGCGCUUUCCAAACCAUUUGUGAAGCUCAGUUGAAUAUAUGGUCCCCUUACAAGGCUUUUAUGAGACAAAUUCAUGGAGAAUCAAUGGCUACUCAGUAUGAAGGCUAGAUAUUAUCUCCAGUAUCAGAGGCAAUAGGCUUCUCAGUUUCAAUUACUGGGGGAAAUGAUGGGGACAAUACUAUUUUUGCUUAUAUUCUGCUUCCAGAUGUGACAUUGGUACUGGUGGAAGAGAUAGCCUUUGAUCUUUAUCAGUACUGUUUUCCUAUGUUUUUACAUUGUACAAAUGAGAAUUGAACUAGCUUCUAGUGAAAUACAAUCUUUUUAUAUAAGCUGAAGAUGUAGAGUAACUCAGUAAGAGAUGACAGCAUUAGUUUCAAUAGCUAAAGAAAUCCUCUUUUGCGCUUUUGAUAGCUACUCCUGAGAGUUCCUCAAACAUCAGAAAACAGACAAGUAGAUGUUUUCAGGAAAGCCAUUAGAUUCCACCCAAUGGCUGUCUGGACUAGCUCAAUCAAAAAACAGUUUGCGUGUUCUCUGAAUGAGUGGAGUUUAUUUAUCUUUGUUUCCAAUUCAAACUAGAUAAAAUAAUGUGCUAGCAUAUGAAAGUAACAAGGUAUGAAAUGGUGGAUUGUAACAAACCAAAGUGAAGUUGCCUCAUCUAAAUGUUCUCUCUUGAGCUGUCAAUGUAGGAGUGGCUGCACUUCCAUAGAAAAAUAAUCCAGAAUUAGUCAAAACAAAAAUUUACUAUAAUUUGUAAAAGUAGAUUAAAAACUGGACUCUACAGAACUGGACAGAAAUGGGUUGUCAGAUAUUCUUCCAUUUAAGGCAAAUGUUCCUAGACCAUGGAAGGAAUCACAGAAUCAGUUAUAACUUAGCAUUUUCCUAGGUAUUUGGCUGGCAUAUAGUUAUUAUUUGCCCUAUUGUAUGAAUUCCAAUUCUAAAAUGGUAUAUUCCAAACAUAGGUUUAUUAACUCAGUAAGAACAAGAUCAUUGCAUAUCCUGUACCUUCAUUUCUUCUUAAAAAAAACAUACUUUGAAUAGCUCCUCUAAAGCAUACUGAAAAUUCUGUAAUUUUCAUCUUCCAGAACAUAGUCAGUCCAGUUUUAAUUGCAUUAAAGAGCUCCAACCACUGCUACAAAAAUUACAACAUAGGAUCUGUUAUGCAGUCCUUGCUCUUCUAGUUAUUGCAGUAUAAGGUGGCAUAUCAAUACAUAUUUGCAGAAUAAAACUAUUACUUUGAAAAAUGUUAGUUAACGUAAAUAAAUAUAAUUAGAAUAUUAACUAUUUAUUAAAAAUAAAAUGCACGCAUUCUUAGCAGAUAUAAAUGCCCAUCACUCAUUGAUAAAAUAGUGUUUUGUGACUUUAUAUCCAUUGAAAGCAGACUUAAUCCCCUUUUUAAGGAUUCUAAUAAUGAACAAGUCAGUUUUACAUCAAUUAUCGCCAUUUUUUAAAUAUUUCACAACUAAAUCUCAAGGAACUGGAUAACCUUAAUUCUUAAUUAAGUUGUUGCUACUGUCAUAGAUAUACACACACACACAUACACAGUAAUAUUCUCAAAUCUAAAUACUAUAUGUAUAAAAACAAAACUAUUUCUUAAAAUAUCUUGUCCUUAAAUGUAUUUUUAAAAUGGAAAGAUUUAAUAAAACAGGGAAAAUAUCCAGCAGAGUGAGAGCUACACUAACAUUAUGGCAUAUAAUUGCAAUCAUAAAAAUAAGUGACAUGUAUUGCUGUCCAUUUAAAUUUGCUAUUCAAAUUAUUAAUGUGGGAUUAAAGAAAAUGCUCAAAAUUUGCUAAAUUCCAUUGUGAACCUUUCUUUGAUACAGAGGUAAAUGAAUUACAAGAACCAUACACAUAUCACAGUAAAAGCCUUUUGAUGGCUCCAAUCUUUUCAACUAAGAAGCCACACACAGUCUCAGUUCAUCUACUGCAUUUUCACAAAUUGUACUUUAUCCUAAUACUUUUAUAUGCCAUUUUAUGCCGCAGCCCUCCUAUCUUUUUGUAAGGGCCUAAAGAUGUGGCUGGGCCGGUCAGCUUGGGGCCCCAGGAAGGGAUCAGCGCAAUGGAGGUGGUUGAUUGAGUAAUAACAGAUCCUCCCUCCCUCCCACUUCAUUCCUGCCCUCCUCAUGUGUCUUUGGUUUUAAGGUUUAACUUUUUUGUUUAACUAAGAUAUAAUUGUAGGCCCCCAGAGUAAUCAUAUGGUAAGAUGGGUGGGCAAUACAUUUUAUAAAUAAUAAAAUAAAAUUUGUAUUACAUCUAUUAGGACUAGAGGCACACUGCACAUCAACGACUGCAUUUCAACUGCUAUCAAUGAACAUUGUUCAGAAAAUUGCAACCAUUUAAACACAAUCACAAUUUUAAUUGUUUCCCACCCAAAUUAUGUGUCAAAAAAUAUUGGUUUAACAGGUAAAAAAACAUACAUCUGCUUUCUUUUUCCAUUUUCAGUUGAAUGUUUGAUUUUGAUGGAAAAGGAAUGAACGAGCUCAUAAGCCAGCUUCACUACACUUAAGCCACUAUUUCCUAACUGUAAAUCUGAAUGUGGAUCGUAAGCUUAAAUGAGAUCAGUCUCUACUGAAGCAAGAUGGUUUUCAAAGUCAAUGCCAUUUGCGGUUUUUAUAAUAAUUGUUAUUAAAAUUUACAAAUGCAAAAACAAUGCAAAGUAAGAACAUAGAAAAUAAAAGGCGCGAAGAAAAAAUAGAGUAAAAAAAUUAAAAAGGAUACAUAAAGAAAUGAAUCUCCUCUCUCUCUGUACAAGUACAGAGUACAUAUAACUAAAUCAGAAGAGUGACUUGGUUAGCUUUCUUAUCUUGGAUUUACAAAACAGACAGUAAUUUAUGCUCUGAUAUUUCAGUAAAGGCUCUCCUCUUCCCCCAUCUCAUCUCUUAAGAAAAGACAAAUUAUCAAAUCUUGUCAUUCAGUCCCAAUCAGCAAAAUCCAAUUAAGAACUGCCAGGGAUAAAUAAAAUUUAUAUUUUAACCUUAAUCAAAUAAGUAACAGUGCUCCGUGACAUCAUGCUGGCCACAUGACCAUGGAAAUGUCUUCGGACAACGCUGGGUCAAUGGCCUUGAAACAGAAAUGAGCACCACCCCCUUACAGUCGGCAAUGAUUAGUGGAGUAAAAUCCACAAGGUCUCCUUUACCUUUUUAAUCAAAUAAGUCAACUUUAUAGUCUUUUAACACAGUAACUUAGCAUUUUCUCUAAAAAUAUAACAAAAGAAAUAUUUUUUCAUCUCUUAUCUGUUCUCUGUCAACAAAUCUUUAAAGCUUUGUCAUUUGGUCCUAGUCAAAAAAAAAAAAAUCCAUUAACCUGAAACAAUGUAUAUAGUUUAAACUUGAUCAAAUAAAUCUUAUAUUACUUUUGUUUAUUUUUUAAAAUCUUGAUUUUUAAUCCCUUCAAAUGAUGUCCCUCCAAUUGAUCUAUCAUUUCCUCUUUGUCUCCUCAGAAACUCCUACAUUAGUAUAACUUGUCUGUUUUGUAAAUCCAAGAUAAGAAAGCUAACCAAGUCACUCUUCUGAUUUAAUUAUAUGUACCCUCAUCAGCCAGUUUCAUUUGUAAAUUCAGUGUGGCAUCUUUUUCCAUAUUAUUCUUGCAGUUUGGCAUUUUUAAAUCCACUUUCAGAUGCACAUUCAAAUCAGCUCUCAAUCUCCAUUUUAUCCAGUAAAAUCUGUUCCUCUUCUAUAGCCCCUUUAAAAUCCAUUUUCAUAAUAGACAAUCUUAAGAGUAAUUUCUGAGCGCAUUGUUCCCAAAUAUCCUUGAAUCCUACAUUCAAAUAAUAUUGCUCCAUUUUUUAAUAGGUCUUUUCUCCUUUCAUUGUAAUCUUUAAUUCUCUCUGGCUCCCUCUAGUCAACUUCGAAAGUCCCCUCUUAUCAUGUGUUGGUUUUUUUUUCUUAAUCAGUAACAUUUCCCCACAAUAGAAUUCCUUAGAGUUAGUUUCAAACUCUUCAUAUACAUUUCUAUAAAAUUUUAAACAAUCUACGGGAAAUUAUUUCAAGUCCUUUAAUCUUAUAACUUUCUAAAAUAAAUAUUAUACAGUAAUCACCUUUUGCUAUUUAUUCAAAAAUAAAAAAGAAAUUCAUUGCAAAGUCCUUAACUGUAACGUCAUUCAUGAAGGAUAAAGAAACUCACCCAGUAUAAUGAAACUUGCCUUGUGAAGGUUCUUAACAUCAAAAAAGCCAUUAAUAAACAAUUUUAAAGCAUUUAAGAGAGGAAGUAACUAAAUAACAAGUUGGAAGGGACCUUGGAGGUCUUCUAGUCCUGCAAACCCAGUAUCCAUUUAAAGGCACUGAACCAUGGCAUAAGCAAAUUGACUUUCUCCCAGCUCCUAGAGUACUAAAAUACACCUGAAACUGCUGGCUUAUGGUGUCAGGAGGGAGUCACUGUAUGGAAUACUUGUGGGCAAUCCUGGCCUCUCCUUGCUCCAGAGAGAAAUUCUGAGGAGCCAAUCCAUUCAUCAACUUCUCUUUCUGCCAGCUCUACUCUCCAUGGAGCUGCCUUCAGUCUGCUAUUGCUUCCCCAGAAGUCCAAAGCAAAUAUCAUUUGAACUGAGUGUUUGGUUCUCAUGCAGAAUCUAUUCCAUAGGUGUGUGCCUCCAUUUAACAUGUAAUAACCUUCCACUUAAUAUUCAUUCAUUUUCUUGAUCGUUAAGCUUAAUGUUGCAGGCAAAGAGAUUAACAAUAAUAGAGAAAGAUUCAGGGGAAAGAGGUGCUGUUCAAGAUUAAAUGUAAGAAUGAACUCCACAAAAUAAUUUCACUGUGAUAUGAAAAACUGCACUACUGGGGUUACAUUUCUCAUUUUGUUUUAAAAGACAGUAACAUAAACUCCCAAAAAAGAACUGGAGCAGUAAUAGAAGAAAAAUAGUGAGUGCCUAAUUCAAUUAACAUUUAUAUUUUUGUUAUGCAAAUAGCAGCAUAAAAGCCUGAGCAGGCUCAGAACCAUGAAGGGAUAUGGAAAGUUAUUCUGCAAAUGUCAGAACAACCAUUAAAAUGGGAGUUUGGGAAAUCUUUUUUUUUUUUUUUUUUUUUUAGAAUUAUGGAAGAGUGUAUAGUAAAAACAACCGCUACCAUCUCAUCUCUCUUCGGUGCCAGUUACAUAUGCUUGUUAUUAGGCAUUUAUGUGACAAAAAUAUACAUUCGCAUAAUUAAUAAUUGGAAUCAAUGGAGCAGGUUGAUCAAAAUUUGACUCCCACUAGGUUCAAUUUACUUUAAGCACAACUAACAUCUGGAUUUUGUGGCUUCUCCCAGAUAAAUGUUUAACAGGGUUUAGUCCUUUACUGUUCAUGUUACAAUUAUAUUCUGCCUUGCUCUUCAGGAUAGAUCUUGUACCUGUUUAUAAAAAGAUUAUUGUAGAACUGCUAAUUGAUAUAAGCUAUAAUUGUAAACGAACAAAUAAGUAGCCUCACAAUUCUUAUGAGAUAUUGUCACUCAUCCUUCCUGCUAGAGUCAAGUUCUAUACAUUUGUGGAUGAAAUGAGUUCUAAAUGUUGAUUAAUUUGUAAUCCUGAGUGCUUUAUCUGGAAUUAAGAAAGCAUAGUUAUAACAUGGAUAUUCUCAAAUACAUGACCUUUUUAUGCAUUUGGAUGCUCACCCCAAGGUCUUGGAUUCUUUACAAAAUUCCAGUAUAUUGAAAUAUCUGAGCUCAUUCGCUGUGUACAGUCUAUCUCAAAUAUAUGUUUUAUUUUGUAUUGUUGAAUCCAGCUAAUAUUAGUAGUCCUUUGUAUUAAUUCAUCAAUCAUUCAUCAUGCUUUUUUAUUCUUAAUCAGUUCAGAAUAUAAAUGCAACCACUCUAAUGUAUAUAUUCAUGCCUAUAUACAAGGAAGAGAAUGUAUUCAAAUCUAUUCUAAUUGGGAUUAUAAUGAGAAGAGCAAAUCUUGCUUCCUAAUGCUUCUCAAUUUCUUUAAGCUGAAGAAGACUUAUUGGAAAGUACCAAACUAUUUUCCCUUUUCUUUUUCAUGACACAGCACAAUGAUUUGUUAUAAAUGCCCGUUUUCUUAUAAAGUGCUAUUCUCUUUUAAAAUAGAGCUAUUAGUUUUACCAAAGAAGCUUAAUACAAAUUCCUAGCGAAAAUAAUAGUCCAAUUCUAGGAGAGAAAAAAACAGGAAAUGUUACAAAAUGAAUGGCUUAGCAGCCAUGCUUUCAAAAUUUAUUUUCUUCUGCUACCCAUUCCCAUUAUCGAUGUUCAUGACAGUGAAUUUUAUAUCAACUGGAAAUGCAUUUCUUUUUUGUUACAGGUUUAAUUCUCUACUCUGGCUCGUGCAUCGUUUGAGCUUUCUCUUUUGGUUGCCAUUUUAAACAAUACCAGCUACACCCAUCUGUAGGGCAGGCAUACAAACAGGGGGACAAAGACAGACAAACCACAGUGAAAGUACUUGGCCUCAGACAUUAUAGUUUUAGCUAUUUGACUGUUUUUAGUAUUUUUGUUAGAUAUUUGAAAUGGAACCCUUUUCUACAGAGGAUAAUUAAUUUCAAGAAAAAACGUCUUGAGUUUUAAGAAUAAACACGUCUCCAGAAGAGGAGAUAAUCAAUUUUAUAAAAUGUCACAACUCUCCAACAUUUGGGGUGGUGACUUUUUUUGUUGCUGUUAAACCUUUGAAACUAGCAAGCAGCCAUUGUUUCUAAAGAACUAAGUGUUCAUUCUCUAGCCAUCCUUUUCAUUUCAUUCAUUUUGAAAUAACAGAAAUCAUCACAAGUGUAAAUAUUUUGUUGCUUGAAUAAGCAUCUUCUGGGAACUUUGUAUCAAUGGUAUAUAAUCAUAGAAUUUUAUAUUUUCAUAUAAAGCUAAUUUUUUUCUAGUUUCAACUUCAUUUCUUUCCUUUUGUGGUGGAUAUGUGCAACAUCUUUUAUGUGUACUAAAGUAGUGAAAUGCCAUCACAUUCCAAAAAUGAUUCAACACAGGUUAUUUCUUUGGAACAGUGAUUGUUGAUGCUGGAUUUUCUUUAAUUUCCAUUGUCAGUGUGUGCAAUAGGAAUUAGACUUAACCAGUCACUGGAUAAGUUUAUCUCUUUGACCCAUUGGGGAAAUGUGGUAUUUGGUUUUAGGGAAGUUCUUAAUUUUGAUUUUGUUUUCUUUUUUGUAACUUGAAGAAUUUCCAUUUUGUUAUGUUUAAAAGUAUAUUAAAUCAUUCUAUUAUAGUGUUAUUUAAUAUGUAAAUUGUAUUGCUAUACAUAAAAUAAAGUAUGGUUUUUGAUGUA
Molecule: messenger RNA, 13800 nt
Organism: Crotalus tigris (Tiger rattlesnake)
Lineage: Eukaryota; Metazoa; Chordata; Lepidosauria; Squamata; Viperidae
Gene: PTPRG
Product: protein tyrosine phosphatase receptor type G
Exons: 28
Coding region: 1113-5324 (1403 amino acids)
Biological process (GO): protein dephosphorylation
Molecular function (GO): protein binding; protein tyrosine phosphatase activity
Source: RefSeq, a predicted model, not a curated record